Molecule: messenger RNA, 5273 nt
Organism: Dicentrarchus labrax (European seabass)
Lineage: Eukaryota; Metazoa; Chordata; Actinopteri; Moronidae
Product: actin-related protein 2-B
Exons: 9
Coding region: 118-1302 (394 amino acids)
Biological process (GO): Arp2/3 complex-mediated actin nucleation
Cellular component (GO): actin cortical patch; Arp2/3 protein complex
Molecular function (GO): actin filament binding
Source: RefSeq, a predicted model, not a curated record
UAUUCUGAAGGGAUCCCACCAGAAGCGUUAGGCGUGUUUCUUCCGGUAGCUCGGUUAGCUUGCCGUUAGCAGAGUGUGCGGGCAGGAGGAAGCUUCUGCGGGAUUCAGGGAACCAACAUGGACAGCCAAGGGAGGAAAGUGGUGGUCUGUGACAACGGAACCGGGUUCGUCAAGUGCGGCUAUGCAGGCUCCAACUUCCCCGAACACAUUUUCCCGGCGCUGGUUGGCCGGCCAAUCAUCCGCUCCACGGCUAAAGUCGGCAACAUUGAAAUCAAGGACCUGAUGGUGGGGGACGAGGCCAGCGAGCUGCGCUCCAUGUUGGAGGUGAACUACCCCAUGGAGAACGGCAUCGUCAGGAACUGGGACGACAUGAAGCACCUGUGGGACUACACCUUCGGCCCCGAGAAACUCAACAUCAACUCGCGCGACUGCAAGAUCCUGCUGACCGAGCCGCCCAUGAACCCCACCAAGAACAGGGAGAAGAUUAUAGAGGUGAUGUUUGAAACGUACCAGUUCACAGGAGUUUAUAUCGCCAUCCAGGCCGUCCUCACGCUCUACGCUCAAGGUUUGCUGACCGGCGUGGUGGUCGACUCUGGUGAUGGCGUCACUCACAUCUGUCCGGUGUACGAGGGCUUCUCGCUGCCCCACCUGACCCGACGCCUUGACAUUGCGGGGAGGGACAUAACACGCUACCUCAUCAAGCUGCUGCUGCUGCGAGGAUACGCCUUCAACCAUUCGGCUGACUUUGAGACGGUGCGGAUGAUGAAGGAGAAGCUGUGCUACGUCGGUUAUAACAUCGAACAGGAGCAGAAGCUGGCGCUGGAGACCACCGUGCUGGUGGAGUCGUACACGCUCCCCGACGGCAGGGUGAUCAAGGUGGGAGGUGAGAGGUUCGAAGCCCCCGAGGCGCUGUUUCAGCCUCACCUCAUCAACGUGGAGGGCGUGGGUGUGGCCGAGCUGCUCUUCAACACCAUCCAGGCCGCAGAUAUCGACACCAGGUCUGAGUUCUACAAGCACAUCGUCCUCUCCGGAGGCUCCACCAUGUAUCCCGGCCUGCCGUCCCGCCUGGAGCGCGAACUGAAGCAGCUGUACCUGGAGCGAGUGCUGAAGGGAGACGUCGACAAACUAUCGAAAUUCAAGAUCAGGAUAGAGGACCCCCCUCGGCGUAAACACAUGGUGUUCCUGGGCGGCGCCGUGCUGGCCGACAUCAUGAAGGACAAGGACAACUUCUGGCUGACGCGGGAGGAGUACCAGGAGAAAGGGAUGCGAGUGCUGGAGAAGCUCGGAGUCACCGUCAGAUAAAACACAAACAAACACUUCCCACUCCCCCACACACACACCCACCCACCGUCCCUCCAUCUACCCCCCCCCAUCAACUGAUAUCCAUGCAUCGCUUAUCUUGAUGUGUCUGGAUGGUCACACUGUGUCUUCGAUUCACGCUCGUUUUGAAAAGAGGGACGGAUGGAAGGAGGGAGGAAGGAUGUGGAGUUGUGGGAAGUUGUUUAAUAUUUGCCCAACGACACAAAAAAAAUACUGAGAAUUAGGUUUUUGAGAUGUAGUGCCAUAAAGUGCUUCAGCGCCGUUCAAAGGAACAGUAACACUUGAGGAAAAUAUGCUUAUGUGCUUUCUUGGUGAGACUUAGAUGAUAAGAGUGAUGCCACUCUUAUAUCUGCCAUUCAAUAUGAAGCUGGAGCCAGGAGACGGUCAGCGUAGCUUAGCAUAAAGACGAGUAUGAAGCUUCAUGUUUUAGGGAGCGGGUUUCUGUGCUGGACCGUUUCGACUCGUCGUCGCCGCGAGCGAGGAUUUCUAAACGUUGUCCUUUUACUGUUCAGCCGCCGUAACGUAGAUGACGGGAGAGAAGAGAUGAUAAAAAUGUUCCCAGAAUUCCCAGAGAACCGGUUUGUCCAAUAUGCCUCCGAGCUUAUUGAUUAAACUUUUAUCAUUGUCGGCAUGUUUUCCUGACAGUUGCACUUUGCAUGAAAAGAAGUUAAACUCACAACAUGAAGGACGAAGAAAUGGUCCAAAAACUCAAAGCUGUUUCUCCGCUGUAUUCAGACUUUAGAGGUUAUAAAACAGUUGAGUUGAUCAGGAAUCAAUAAAUAAAUAAAUGUGCAGCCUGCAGACACGACUCAGGGCUAAGACAGUGCUUCACCUCCUCUGCCUGUUUUUUUUUUUUUGGGGGGUAAAUCAUGUUUAUGAAGUCCGGUUAACAAUGUUGAGGUUCACGUAGCAACAUCUGUUUGUUAUUUAUCCAUUAAUUAAUGUAGUUAUAUGAUGAUUGUUAUGAAAUGUGCAAUAACCGAUUUCUAUAACUAUCUCGAUGAAGUCCUAAUAAUCACAGAACGGUGCUGGAUGGGUACAGGUGGGUUUAUGUUACCUUUGGGCAGAGCUAGGCUAGCUGUUUCCCUCUGUUUCCAGUCUCUAAGCUAAGCUAACUUUUUGAUGGUGAAGCUGGUACCACACGCCUACCUGUGCAGUAAAUAUCAGCCGGUUAGCUUAGCUUAGAGACUAAACUUGAUUAUCUCGGAAGCAGAAAUAAGCAUAUUUCCCAAAAUACCGACCUAUUCCUUUAAAGAUUAAAUCAUUAAAUCGAUGGCGUUAAAAAAAGUUCAAACUCAUCAGUUAACUUUGAUAAAGUGGAGAUAUUCUAAGAGCCCGAAUGAGUGAUUAAUUAUUAUUAUUACUAUUAUUAUUAUUGUUAUUGUUAUUAAUGAUGCAUUUGAGUUCCUUUCCAAAAACGAGACCUUGAAAACCGCCAUGUGAAAAAUGUGUCACCUAAUCUGUCGAAACAGAUGCUGGCAUUAAAACGAAUGCUCAGUGUGGAGCGCUGCAGAGAUAUCUGAGCGAAUAGAUCCUCACAGACUGCGUCUUUUAAAAUACUGAUUGUCAGAUAACAUCCUCCCCCUCCCCAUCCCCUCGCUGUCCCUGUCAGGACGCCAUUUUUAACUCCUCGUUUGUCUUAAUUUGCGUCUUGGUUGGGACGUUUGCUUGCUUCGUGAGCAGUUUGCAUCCUCCGCGAGAGAGUGAAUAUGAAGAUGUGAGAUGAACACAUGGGGAAGGUUUGAUUUGUGGUGGGGAGGUUUUUGGAAGCAGGCCAGUUGGAGCUUUUAACAGGGUUUGAUUUUGGGCGUCUCUGUAUCCAGUUUAUCACCAACCAAUCUCAGAUCACACGGGACUGUUUCCAUUCCUCAACGAAGCAUCAAGUCAUUCCUUAGUCUCGACCCAGGAUUGUCUUAUCAGCGUCCUGGAUCGCCGCCUCCACAAGGUCGGACAUUUCAGUCACUGAGCAGCUCUUAAAGUUUGCUUCAGGAAGAGUAAAUUAAAAGUAUGAACUGGGCUGCGUGGUAGCCGUCGUUUUAUUGACGUUAGGGAGGUUGUAAAGUAGAGCUGAUCAGAUACUGAUGCCAGUAGCAGUAAUUCCUCCCAUACGGCCUAAAAUGUGGGCAAAAAUGGGAUUCAACUCUUUUCAGCUUCUGAUGGAGGACAAGUCUUUACCAAGAUUGCUCUACAGGCGUCAAAUGUUUGGUAAAAACUUUACCAUUCAUGUAGUAUUAGUUCUUUUCCUGACAGGUUUUAUCUACUUACAGCUCAGUGACUGAAAUGGAUUCAGGGCUGUGAUAAUAUGUGCUGGAUCAUCACUUCUCUUGUGACAUUCAUGCACCGUGCUUUCAAUUCCACUGAGGCUCCAUCAGCUUCUCCUUUAUUUUAUAUAUUUCUGACACUUUUGCUUCUUUUUAUGUUCCUGAACGUCGAUGUGCUUUUUGUUUCAGAGUCCGGGCUUCUGCCUUUGGCUCUGAGGGACUGUUAAUCUUCUGAUUGUACAGCUGUUUGCUGACCUGUAUCAUUCAAUGAGGGGUCACUGUCGUCACAGUAACAGCCGUCAUUUUAAAGUCUGGGGAACAAACUGAUUGGCUGGUCCUGGGUCAGAUGUUUAGGGCCAAAAUGAAACAUAUCCUGGUUUAAAGGGUUAAUUUGGGUUUGUUUGAAGCAGGGUUGGAUGAGGAACUGAUCAUGGAAGCUAAUCGGUGUACUUCUGUGGACGGAGGCAGCAACAAAGUGUAGUUUAGUCACCAAAGACGUUAUAGCCUUAUAUCGCUCCACCAGACUCCAUUGAUAUAAACAGGGAUUUUAGCUCACCGCUGCCUCGAUCAGUUUGUGUUAUCGUGCGACUUUAUUACGUCAGUUUGGAUCCGAACUAACGUUAACUGUCCGCGGUGGACCUGCAACUCCCGAGUCCUGCCGCAGAGUUACUGUGGUUUUGUAUGUUUCAUUAGUUUUUAUUCCUAUUUUGCUUUUAAAUUUUUGUUCUAAAUUCAGUUCAGUUUAGUUUCUAUUGUUUAAUAGUUUUUUUUAUUAGUUUCAGUGUAUCUAAAUUAUUUUAUUUUAGUUGGUUUUGUAAGUGCACAAUAUCAUUUUUAUUUUAUUUUAGUUAAGUAAAAAGAUUUUCCAGGACUAGUUUUAGUUAUAAGGACCUUGGUUCUAAGGUAAAAUGACUGUUUUUGUCAAUGGAGUCUGGUGGCGUUGAAGAGAACGUGGAUGAAGGCUGCUUUUCCAAAACUGUGCCGACCUCCGUCUACUGCAGCCAAUACACCGACUGAUGGAUAAACACCUCAUUCAAACCCCACUUCAAAUAACCCGAACUAACCCCGUGAGAGGAAACCCAACGAUAGGAAAUAAUUCCAUGUCUGGAUCCAGAAGGGGAGAAGGAGGUUGUGGAUGGAAGAGUCCAACUGUUGGGACCAGAAAUGAUCUCAGUGGUUGAGGCCGAGUGGAGUAUUUUUAUUGACCCCACAUGAAUAAUUACUGAGACUUCUGCUGAUGAAGAGUCGGCUCCAUUUCCAUUCCACUGAUUGUGAAUCUUACGGUUUUCUAUCUCCUCGUGGCCACUCUUCUUCCUCCUCCUCCUCCUCCUCCUCCUCCUCGGUCUUGGCUGUACUGAAGAUGAAUUUGUGGGUUUGGGGUUAUGGGAGAGGGUGAUUUGUGUGGGUUACUGAAAUAUUAUUUGUAAUAUUAAUAAGAAUCUGGUGGCAGGAAAUGGAGACCACGUAAAAGCUGGUAUUUGUGGUUUUCCGUCGCGGUUCUUAUGUGUAUAUUGGAGGCACUUUGGCUCACACAUAUAAAUAUAAAUGUAUAAUUUCCUCCUGACAACACGGUCAUCAAGUGCCAAGCACAGUUAUUCUUGCUGGAUAUUAUUUUUGGUCGUCCUUUUUAUGUUUUGUUUAUAGCAUAACUGCCAAACCGCUGAUUUAAAUAAAGCAAAGUGAUUUAUAGAC